AUGUCCAACAAUAACAACGACAAGGCUUCUACUACCAACAACAACAAGCCUUCAUCAUUAUCUAAUACUGUAACAAUUGAUGACGAUUCUAAUAAUAAUAAUAAUAAUAAUAAUAUUACUAGUACAAGUACUAUUAAAAAAUCAUCAAAUAUUGGAAUGUUAACAAGAGAAGAAAAACAAAGUUUUGAAGAAUUAAUUGAUUUUUGUUCACAUAAUAAUGAACAAGUUCGUAUAACAGGAUUAUCAAAUUUAUUAAAAUUUUUAAGAAUUGAAGAAUAUUUAAAUAAUUUAAGAUUUACAAUUAGAGUAUUAGAAAAAUGUAUUAAAACACUUGUUAAUUUAACAAGUGAUAAAUCACAUUUUGUAUCAAAAUUAUCAAUUUCAUGUUUAAUUUUAUUAUCACAAGAUGAAUCAACUAUAUUUUUUAAUGAAAUGGUUAAAAAUGAUUUAAUUCAAAUUUUAAUGAAUAUUUUUAUUAAAAUGGAAAGAAGAGAAUUAAAUAAUGAAUUAAAUCAAAAUGAUAAAGAUACAUUAGAAUGUAUUUUAUUAUUAUUAUCAAAUUUAACUUCAAAUUCUGAACAAGCAAGAUUAAAAUUUUUAAAUAUGAAAACAAUUGAAGAAACUUUAAAAAAAUUAAAAAAGGCUAAUUUAAAAUCUAAUGAUUCAGAUGAUUCAGAUGAUGAUUCUGACACUGAGUCAGAUUCUGAUUCUGAUUCAGAUAAUUUAGAUGAAUUAAAAGAAUAUAAUAUAAUGAAAUUAAUUAAUUAUUUUAAUAGACCAAUGAAUGAAUUAAAAAUAUCAUUAAUAUCAUCACAUUUAAUACCUACUAUAUUAGGUAAUUUAAGUGUAAAUGAUCAUGCUAAAUAUAUAAUUGUAAAUAAUAAUUGUAAUAUAUCAUAUUUACAUUUAUUAUUAUUUAAAAAUAAUAAUUUAGAUUUAUUAAAUAAUUUAGAUAUUCAACAAGAUAAAUGUUUAAGAAGAAGAUCAAUUUUAGCAAUUUUAAAAAAUUGUUUAUUUAAAAAAAAUUUAAUUCCAAAUAUAAUUUAUGCAAAUGAUACAAAUUUAAAUUUAUUUGAUUUAUUAUAUUAUCAAUUAAAUUCUAAUUUUCCUAUUUUUAUUCAACAAUUAACUAUUGAAUGUUUACAAUUAAUUUCAGAUUUACCUUUUGGUUUGGAAUAUUUACAUCCAUAUUUAGAUAAAUUAAUUGAAUUAAAUAAUUCAAAUUUAGAUCAAAUUAUUCAAGCAAUUCAAACUAGAAAUUUAGUUAAACCUGGUACUUUAAUUAAAAUUGAUGAAAAUGGUCAAAUGAUUAAUUUAAAUACUUUUAAUGAAGAUUUACAACAACAUGAACAUAAUAUUAAUAAUAUUAAUAAUAAUAAUAAUAGUCAUGGUAGUAGUCAUGGUGAUGAUAAUGAUGGUAGUGGUGGUAGUGGUGAAAAGAAUUUUGAUGAUUUGGAUUAA
This is a messenger RNA of Naegleria gruberi, 1461 nucleotides long. RefSeq lists its product as uncharacterized. Lineage: Eukaryota; Heterolobosea; Eutetramitea; Acrasida; Naegleriidae. The coding region runs from base 1 to 1461 and encodes 486 amino acids. The transcript has a single exon. The record is from RefSeq and is a predicted model, not a curated record.